UUUCAGCUGAUAAUGAGGUGACUUCAAUAAUUGAUGAUUUAUCGAUAAGGUUUCUAGAGCAUGGCAGCUGCAAGUUCAACGCAGCCAUCAUUAUAUCAGCAUUAUUUUACGGAACAUCUUUCGAGUAAUUCAUCGAUUAUUGUAAACAACGUAACAGGCCUGAAUUCGGAAGCGAAAAGUACUGCUUGGAGCAGUCCGGUCGCUGGAAAGCAGUUUGAUGGAGAUUCGGAAAUGAAUGUAAGAAAUGGAAGGUCUGAAGGCAGUUCGUGGACAAACAAUUUGGCUGCGACAAGUUUUAUGCCAUCAUCAACGGAUGGUCAAAAUAGUUGUUCAAUUAGCAGUUACGGUGAAUGGAAUAGUGAUAUAUCCAAUUCUGAACGUUACAGCUCUCAAAACACCUCGCAGCAAAUGAUGUCUACAACACCAAAAAGGCGGAAGUCAGAAAUGGCAACUGCAUCAGCUGCCGGAAAUUCAGAACCACAUUCCGCGAAUCCACGAUUUAAUGAUACACAGGGUUCUUCCAGUUCACAAGCUUUACUUCACUCAGAAUCUGAUUCUCAUCCUCGACCUACAAGUAGUCGAAAGAGGCAUGCAGGUGCAGCUGGCGAGACAUUGUCUGCUGCUCAAUUUGGACCACUGAAUUGUCGGGUUGAUAAUUCAUUAUUGGUUUUGACAAAAAAGUUCAUGCAAUUGCAGCCGCAAGCGAAUGAAGAUGGAUUAUUGAAUUUGAACGAAGCAGCUAUGCGGUUAGGCGUGCAGAAGCGACGUCUUUAUGAUAUAACGAAUGUACUGGAAGGAAUUGACAUGAUUGAAAAAAUGGGCAAGAAUAGCAUACGAUGGAAGAGUAAUGAUGAAAUUGGUUCCCGUGGAAUUGAAGCACAAAGGCUUAAAGAGGAGAUUAAGAGCUUAGAUAAAUACGAGCAAUCAUUAGAUGAAUUGAUCACAAGCAUUGAGAAUGCACUAAAAUUAGCUAAAGAAGAUCCAACUGAUCGAGUUUACAGUUAUGUGAAAUAUGCGGAUCUUCGCAUGUUGCCGGGAAUGUCUGAUCAGACACUGAUAGCAAUCAAAGCUCCUAAGGACUCAUACUCGUCCAUCGAUGUAACAGAUCCAGUGGAAACAGGAAAAUUUGAAAUAAUGAUCAAGAACUCGCAAAAAGAACCGUUAGAAGCCUAUCUUUGUCCACAUCUUUCACCAAAAAAUGAACAGUUUGAGAAAGAGGAAUCACGUGAUGCCAUGGUACACGAAGACCAACGUAGUUGGUCUGAACAGUCGACAAAUGAUGUAUUUCAGGAAAUUACUGGGGAUGCACAACAACAAGUGCCAAUUCCAGGACCCAGUAACGACAAUAACGCCAAUAUUUUAUCCGUUAAUGCAUUGAGUACUUUCUACGCUCCACCAAACCUACAUACCUCUCCACUGAAAAUGGUUGUUGAGGGUCCUUCACAGCAAGCAGUUUCGAGUUCAAAUACCGAGGAUACAGCAGCAAAUUCAUAUGCUUUGCUAAGUUUGGAUCCGGUGGAUGAAAGUGAACCGUAUAUGUAUAGUAUUGGCGAGCAAGAAUCAAUUCAAACUUUGUAUGAUUGGCCGUAAUCCAUAUUUUAUAUAUCGCUUUUUUAAAUGUGAUCUCUUUACUGUGCAUCCUUGUUUGCUUUGCAUGCACAAUUCAAAGCCUUUUUGAUCUUUUUCCCAAAGC
This is a messenger RNA of Loa loa (African eye worm), 1693 nucleotides long. RefSeq lists its product as hypothetical. NCBI's taxonomy places the organism in Eukaryota, Metazoa, Nematoda, Chromadorea, Rhabditida, Onchocercidae. Gene Ontology annotation, cellular component: RNA polymerase II transcription regulator complex. Gene Ontology annotation, biological process: regulation of transcription by RNA polymerase II. The coding region runs from base 61 to 1590 and encodes 509 amino acids. Gene Ontology annotation, molecular function: RNA polymerase II cis-regulatory region sequence-specific DNA binding; protein dimerization activity; DNA-binding transcription factor activity, RNA polymerase II-specific. The transcript has 13 exons. The record is from RefSeq and is a predicted model, not a curated record.